AUGCACCCUCUAACUAAAGUGAUUCAAAGACCCCAAAAAUGUCUCCAGUUUAUCGCGACUCAGCUGCGGUAUGCGCGAACCGACUCCGGUUCCGGCUCGACUCCACCACGGGCCCGGCGGCGGUCCAAGUUCUCACCGUCUGCGAUGCUGAGAAAGACCGAGGACAAGUCCGAGUGGUGGGUGGUGGACGGCGAAAUGCACGAGAUAGGGGAUAACGUGCCGCCGCGUGAACGAUUUGUGAUCCCCAGAGAAAAUCUUCCUAACAAGCGCCGUAAGCAGCUCAGGGAGCAGUUCAUGCGCCGUACUCGUCUCGUCAUCAAGGAAUCUGAGCAUGAACCUUGGUGUAAGAGAUAUAUGGAGCUAUAUAAUGAGCUUAGGGAAAACUGGGAGAGGUUGUAUUGGGAUGAGGGGUAUUCCAAGAAACUUGCUCAAGAUCAUGCAAAUUAUGAAUCUGCUGAAGAUGAUGAUAAAGAUUUCAAUCCUUACAGGUUAGAUUUUCGUUUUCUUUCUCGUAUUUGGAAUUCCGAUCAAAUUAUGGGGAGUAACAGGGGAAAUGAUACGUGGGACAGAGGUAACCAAAUACGAGACAAGUUUGAAUUUGACAGAGAGAGAAGAAUGAGAGAGAAAGCUUUUGCACCAAUGAAUGGAAGGAAUGAUUUUGAGAUGAACCGCCCAACUCCGAAGAACGAGCCCUUUGAUAUCAGCAGAUACAUUUCUGAUUCUGAUGAUGACUGA
Messenger RNA from Striga hermonthica, 735 nucleotides. The record is from the annotation of a GenBank genome assembly. NCBI's taxonomy places the organism in Eukaryota, Viridiplantae, Streptophyta, Magnoliopsida, Lamiales, Orobanchaceae.